UGGCAAACCCCAGCACCACGCGGUGGGGGUGCAAGGAGGAGUGGGGUGAAGUUUCCAGCCUUGAGCCUCCUUUUCCUCAUCCCUUUGCCGGGCUGGGCAGGAAAACGGCCGGGACACAGCCUGAGGUGUGGCGUUGGCCGGGGAAGAGGAGGAGGAAGAGGAGGAGGGAGGAAGGCGGGCCGGGCCGUGUGGGGUGGGGGCUGCAGCUCUCAUCGCCCCCGGGAUUCAGCUGUUCCGAUCGGACGCACCAUGAGCAACCUCGACGGGGAGGCGGAGAGCGGGACCCCUCCGGUAGAGAGCGGGACCCAUCCAGUAGAGACCGGAACCCCUCUGGUGGGGAGCGGGGACCUCCCGGUGCUGCCCCCAGACUACGAACUGACCGGCAAGGUGAUGUUACUUGGAGACUCAGGCGUGGGGAAAACCUGCUUCCUGCUCCAGUUCAAAGACGGGGCCUUUCUCUCCAGGAUGUUCAUAGCCACCGUGGGCAUAGAUUUCCGGAACAAAGUGGUGGCUGUGGAUGGCGUGAAGGUGAAGUUGCAGAUCUGGGACACUGCAGGCCAGGAGCGUUUCCGCAGCGUCACCCACGCCUACUACAGGGAUGCUCAAGCCUUGCUCCUGCUGUACGAUAUCACCAGCAAGAUGUCCUUUGACAACAUCCGUGCCUGGCUGACCGAGAUCCAUGAGUAUGCCCAGAAGGAUGUGGUCAUCAUGCUGCUGGGCAAUAAGGCCGAUGUGACCAGUGAGCGGGCUGUGAGGACAGAAGAUGGAGCAUCACUGGCCAGGGAGUACGGGGUGCCUUUCAUGGAGACGAGCGCCAAAACGGGCAUGAACGUGGAGCUGGCCUUCCUGGCCAUUGCCAAGGAACUGAAGGACCGCACGCUGCAGCCCCCGGACGAGCCCCGCUUCCAGAUCCACGACUACAUCGAGUCACAGAAGCAGAGAUCUGGGUGCUGUGCCUUCUCCUGAGAGCAGCCAGGAGGAGCCAGCAGCCCCAGGGGUGCAGGAAGGUGGGAGGCAGGGUAGGGGCCCAAUCCUGCCCUCGAGCACCCGAGGAACCCGGGCUCUGCCAAGCCAGGCGUGGAUGGGGAGAGACACGUGCACGAGGAGAGGGAUCAUCCUGACUCCAGGAUCCAGGGGCUGAAUCCUGCUGCCCUGCAGAGCCCUGUCUGGAGCUCACCAGGUGCCACGGGAGGAAGAAUGGUGGUGUGAUGCCUGCCAGCCUGGCCAGCAAGCCCUGGUGAUGCCUCCAGACCUGAGCACACUGCAGGAUGUGGCCCCGUGCCCUGCCAAGAGACCCCUGGAGAGGCCACAGCCAGGUCCCCCACAGCCCUGGCCCUCCCCUGCAGCCAUCCCUGCUUUCAGCACUGCACUCCCUGGGGAUUCUGGGCUCUGCUUUCCCUCCAAGGAGCCUCAUCUCUUCCUCCUGGGGCUGCCCCACACUCAGCCGUGGCUCUUCACUGCUGCAGUUGCUGCUCUUGGCUUUUAUCCUUCUGCCACCAUGAGGGCACUGAUGUCCCCAUUGUAUCCAAGCCUGGGCUUGGGAAGUGCCUGGCCAAGCCAGCUCCCUGCUCCUGAGCUGCUGUGAGAAAUACAACUCCCCUGGGAGCACCCAAGCUGUGCUUGGGGCACUUCUAGUACACAUAGAAAUGUGAAAACCCCCUCAUUUCCCCCCUCUUCUAGCCACAGGA
Molecule: messenger RNA, 1688 nt
Organism: Calypte anna (Anna's hummingbird)
Lineage: Eukaryota; Metazoa; Chordata; Aves; Apodiformes; Trochilidae
Gene: RAB37
Product: RAB37, member RAS oncogene family
Exons: 9
Coding region: 250-966 (238 amino acids)
Cellular component (GO): endosome; Golgi apparatus
Molecular function (GO): GTPase activity; GTP binding
Source: RefSeq, a predicted model, not a curated record